Molecule: messenger RNA, 4938 nt
Organism: Polyodon spathula (Mississippi paddlefish)
Lineage: Eukaryota; Metazoa; Chordata; Actinopteri; Acipenseriformes; Polyodontidae
Gene: dhx34
Product: DEAH (Asp-Glu-Ala-His) box polypeptide 34
Exons: 24
Coding region: 801-4283 (1160 amino acids)
Biological process (GO): nuclear-transcribed mRNA catabolic process, nonsense-mediated decay
Cellular component (GO): intracellular anatomical structure
Molecular function (GO): RNA binding; ATP binding
Source: RefSeq, a predicted model, not a curated record
UUGCAGCCCACGCAAGCUUUGGAUAGCGUCCUUUAAAGUUGUUUUUACGUCAUCACGCUUUUUGACGUGCGGCCUGGAAGUGACUACAAUCCGCGGGUUGGGAGUGAAUACUCUGCCGCCCUCAGUUCUCCCGUCAGCGGUCACUGCCUCCUGUCCGUCGGAUUUAAUUAGCUCACGUAGUUUAUUCCGGACCGACUCCUGGAUUUGGGAGUUUGGUGAAACGGCGGGUUAGCAAGCGGGGUUAUUAAGCACAAAGAAAUGUUGUGAUUUUAAUACAGUUUAACAAGACGUUGAUAUAUACGGAGAAUAAAGACUAAAUGAAAAUGUUAUCGGUAUUGCAGAAAUGCGGUGCUACGCAUAGCUGGGUGAAUUAAUAUUGUAAUAAUAUGCCCUGCACUGUAGAUUGGAACCUGGUAUGAAAGGUUUUUUUUUUCUCUUGUUUUUGUAACUGGGUGUGCUAUUGUUGUUAGUCGCGCCAGUCACAAAACGUGCUGUAUUGCAAGUGUAAAACUAAUCCAGUCUGAUUCUGUACUGGAAAUAAUUAUAACUAAGCACACAUGCCAAAGUGCUGUUUCUACAUAGCUUUUAGUAACACAAACAAAUACAGGUUGUCAGUUCUGACUUGUAUAACAGCAAGUAACGGUACCUUACCGCCAGUGUUAUCUGUUUAGUGAGUACAACUGCUUGGAUCUUACUGGUACUGUGUCACAGGACUGCAUGUAGUGCUUGCCACUACCACUUUUAGUAGGUCCAAGCAUUAGCUAAAGUUUAUCAGGACACUGACACAUCUGUCUUUGAAAAUGCAUUCAAGUAGGGAAAGCGAGAGUUGGGAUUGGGAUAACCCUCAUAACCGAGCACUGUUAGAUGAGGUGUUUUUCAGGGAGCAGGAUUAUAUUCGGGCGAGCAGCGAAGAACACAAGGAGUUCUGGAAGUUUUUUGAAAGGUUCCAGCGGUUCCAGGAGAAGAGGGAGGCAGCGGGCAGCAGUGCCAGCAAGCCGGACAGCAAGAGCGGCAAGCACAGACGAGACGAGGAGGGACGGGGACAGGACCGAGGGAAAAAGAAAGCAAGCUCUGUCGAUCUGGGGCUGCCGAAGGAAUAUGACCCCAGGUACCGGAUCAACUUAUCUGUGCUUACCAAGGACAUCGAAGAACGGCAUGGUAGCCGGCACAGAAGGGAAGAAAAGACAGGUCUGGGGAAACAGGAGGUAUCCGCUUGUCGCUUGGGACUGCUCCACUUCAUAGACUUCACCCAAAAGCAGAGUUUCGGCAAGCUGGCGAAACUUAAGAAGGAGCAAAGGAACUUGCCCAUUUUUCAGUACCGGGACAAGAUUGUGGAUAUGGUGAGGGCUAACCCUGUGGUGGUGGUAGCUGGGGAUACCGGCUGUGGCAAAUCCACACAGGUGCCCCAAUAUCUGCUGUCCGCUGGCUUUAGCCACAUUGCUUGCACCCAGCCUCGCCGCAUUGCCUGCAUCUCCCUGGCUAAGAGAGUGAGCUUCGAGAGUCUGAACCAGUACGGAUCCAAGGUGGGCUACCAGAUUCGCUUUGAGACAACGCGAACCCCUGCCACCAAGAUGGUGUUCCUGACAGAAGGCCUGCUGCUGCGGCAGAUCCAGCAGGACACCACCUUGCCGCAGUAUGAGGUGGUGAUCGUGGACGAGGUGCACGAGAGGCAUCUGCACUGCGACUUCCUGCUGGGCGUCCUUCGCACCCUGAUAUCCCUCCGCUCAGACCUCAAGAUCAUCCUCAUGUCUGCCACCAUCAACAUCAAGCUGUUCUCCAAGUAUUUCGGCAAUGCCCCCGUAAUACAGGUCCCAGGACGGCUCUAUCCUAUACAGGUGAUCUACCAGCCCAUUCCCCAGGAGGAGCAGCCCUCCCGCUCUGAGAAGCUGGACCCCCGGCCUUACCUGCGUGUCCUGCAGGGGAUCGACCACACCUACCCCCCAGAGGAGCGUGGGGACCUGCUGCUGUUCCUGAGCGGAGUCUCUGAGAUCUCCACCGUCCUGGAGGCAGCGCAGACCUACGCCACGCACACGCGCAACUGGAUCGUCCUGCCGCUUCACAGCACUCUGUCCGUGACAGACCAGGAUAAGGUAUUUGAUAUUUCACCCCCAGGGGUUCGGAAAUGCAUCAUUUCAACCAACAUCGCAGAGACAUCUGUCACUAUAGAUGGGGUGCGCUUUGUGGUUGAUUCAGGGAAGGUGAAGGAGAUGAGCUUUGACCCCAAGGCUAAGAUGCAGCGGCUGCAGGAGUUCUGGAUCAGCCGGGCCAGCUCGGAGCAGAGGAAGGGGCGAGCGGGGAGGACGGGGCCGGGGGUCUGCUACCGGCUGUACGCAGAGUCCGAUUAUGAAGCCUUCUCCCCUUACCCCAUCCCAGAGAUCCAAAGGGUGGCUCUCGACUCCCUCGUCUUACAGAUGAAGAGUAUGAACCUGGGGGACCCGCGCACCUUCCCCUUCAUCGACCCUCCCCCAGCUUCCAGCAUAGAGACUGCCCUCCACUACCUGAGGGAGCAGGGCGCUUUGGAUAGCCAGGGAGAGCUCACCCCCAUCGGGAGCCUGCUCGCUGAGCUACCGGUCGACGUGGUCGUCGGGAAGAUGCUGGUCCUGGGGUGCUUGUUCAGCGUGGUGGAGCCUGUCCUCACCAUCGCAGCGGCGCUCAGUGUUCAAUCUCCCUUCCUGAGAAGCGCUCAGAACAAUCCGGACUGCGCCACGGCCCGCAAGCCCCUGGAGAGCAGCCAGGGCGACCCCUUCACCCUGCUCAACGCCUUCAACGAGUGGGUGCAGGUGAAGUCGGAGAGGGGCGGCACCUCGCGGAAAUGGUGUCGCCGGCGAGGCCUGGAGGAGCAGCGGCUGUACGAGAUGGUUAACCUGCGGCGCCAGUUCAAGGAGUUGUUGCGGAGUCACAGCCUGAUCGACACAGAGGGCAGCUCCUCCUCCAGGCAGGACAGCUACCAGCGCCGACAGAGGCACAGCGAGCGGAAGCAGCUCCACCGGCUGAAACGAGAGCACGAGAAGCAGGAGAGCGGCAAGCGCAAAGUGCUCAGGCUGGAGGGAGAGGAGUCCGGAUCCUCCAGCGAUGAGGAGAGGGGCAGGGGGAGGAAUGACAGAGACUCCAGAACCAGCGCUGUCGAUAUCCAGGACGUGAAGUUCAAGCUGCGUCACAGCGUGCCGGAGCUGCGCGAGGCUGCUGUUUCCAGCCAGGACCUGUCCCGACGCCAGCAGGCUCUGCUCAAGCUGGUGCUGUGCAGGGGGCUCUACCCUCAGCUGGCACUGCCCGACGAGCACAACGCCAACCGCAAGGACUCCGACCAGAUCUUUCACACGCGAAGCAAGCAGGGCGUGGUGAUUCACCCAACCAGUGUGUUUGCCAGCGAUCCAGAGGUGCUUCAUAUCCAAGAACACGAGAUAAAGGAAACAGGUCCCGAUAAAGAAGAGAGCUGUAAGCACCAGAUCCUGGCGUAUGUGUCCUUGCUGGAGACCAACAAGCCGUAUAUCGGGAACUGUGUCCGCUCCCCAGCAUUGCAGACCCUGCUUCUAGUGGCCCGCUCUCUGGACACCAAUGCAGACUGUACCCGGAUCGUGGUGGAUGGCUGGCUGGAGCUCGGGCUCAGUGAUGGGGAAGCGGCCCUGCGGACCCUCUCCUCUGCUCUACAGCUGCGUGGAAGCUGGGAGCGCCUCCUCAACGUGCAGCUGGGCAGCCGGCACGGCUCCGAGGGGCCCGGGGUGCGCAGUAAAGACGUGGCCAAGCUGGCUGACUCACUGCUCAAGUUCCUGCUCUACACAGAGAUCAGUUACAGCCUGCGGCGUCUCACUGGCCUGGAGUCCCAGAACCUUUACAUCGGACCGCAAGCCGACUCCGGUCUGCCCGCCCUCGCCAGCUUGUUCCCCUCGGCGGACGCAGAGCCGGACCCAGUGAAAGGAGGGCUGAAAGUCACCAGCUUCUUCACCUACAACUGCCUUAGCGGCUCUAAGGAUCUGUACAGAGACUGCCUGCGGAGUUUCUGGAGUUGCCCUCACUGUGAUCUCUACAUGCCCCUCACCCCCCUGGAGCGCAUGCAGCAUGAGGCCACCUGCAGGCCGCCCGGAGAAGUGCAGCCGGAGGAGAAGGAGGAUGUCUUGGAGCAGCCCAGCAGUAAACCCAGCUCCUCAACAGCCCUUCACAGGCAGUACCAUUGUGAUGUGUGCGACCAGGACUUUGAAUUCACCUCCACGGAGAUACUGAAACACAGGAGGCAGCACCAAUGGAAGCAGUUGUGUUCAUCCAUUCAAACUCGGCCCUCCCAUUAGGUAAGAUCCACACCCAUUGCUGAAGCCGUAUAAGAGAGUCGCUGCCAAACUGCUGUUGAGGAUAAGAGCAAGCACAACCAACCGAGCGCUUAAGAGAAUCACCGGAAAAGACUGUCUGAAAAUGGACGCACAAAACAAGGACAAGAAGGUAAAGGACUCAUCUGACUCAGAUAGCGAAGGCGGCAGGAAGGGCAAAGGAGAGCACAAGACAAAGGACAAGGGGAAGGGUAAAGGACAGGACCAGAAAGGACAGGACCAGAAAGGACAGACCCCGAAAGGACAGGAGCAGAAAGGCAAAAGCAAACAUUAGUUCCAGUUCCAGCUUGUCAGACGACAACGUGGGAGGAAAGCCUAAAGCUGGACUCAAGGAACAGAAGGACAAGGAAGAAAAGAAAAGGAUGCAAAGCAAGGCUACCCCUUUCAGUGCAUAGCUUAAUCCAGCCGCGUGUAGACCUGCAAAAACAGCACUUUGCAGUCUUGAAUUGAAACCGUUCUGCAACACUUGAGUCAUCUGUGUGCCGUCAUUGCUUGUUUUUCUUUUUUGAGCUUGUUAAUUUGUUAUUGUUGUCCUCCUAGUUUGUGGUUUCCACCCCACACUUGAUUUCUGGUUUGUAAUUGGUUACUCUAAUAAAGACCACAUCACGGGAACCACUUA